Molecule: messenger RNA, 4463 nt
Organism: Acanthochromis polyacanthus (spiny chromis)
Lineage: Eukaryota; Metazoa; Chordata; Actinopteri; Pomacentridae
Gene: stk36
Product: serine/threonine kinase 36 (fused homolog, Drosophila)
Exons: 22
Coding region: 207-3539 (1110 amino acids)
Biological process (GO): protein phosphorylation
Cellular component (GO): cytoplasm
Molecular function (GO): protein kinase activity; ATP binding
Source: RefSeq, a predicted model, not a curated record
AGAACCUAAAAAGCAGUUGUUGAACUUUGCCGCUCGACAUUAUCAGCUUUCAGUAAGCUACAGCCUGUAAUUUUUUCGUUGUGUUGUUAAAAGUUUCUCUUACAAGUAUACUCAUCCGUUGUGUUGUACACGAGCGCCAAAACUACAGCUUGCUGACCGCCCUGUGAGAGAAAACUUACGGAUGCUAACAGCUUGCUGCCGUCCAGAUGAACUCAUAUCAUGUUUUGGAGCUGGUGGGAGAAGGCUCGUUUGGGCGCGUUCACAAGGGAAGGAAAAGAUUUACUGGCCAAGUUGUGGCUCUAAAGUUCAUGCCAAAGCUAGGUCGCUCUGAAAAGGAGCUGCGAAGCCUCAAGAGGGAAAUACACAUCAUGAGGGAUCUUCAACACCCGAAUAUUGUCCAGCUCUUUGACAGCUUUGAGACUGAAACUGAGGUUGUGGUUGUAACUGAGUAUGCAGAGGGCCAGUUGUUCCAGAUUCUAGAGGAUGAUGGGAGCUUACCAGAGAACCAAGUCCGUGAGAUUGCCUGCCAGCUGGUCUCAGCUCUAUAUUAUUUACACUCCCACCGCAUCCUUCAUCGUGACAUGAAACCACAAAAUAUCCUACUGGGAAAAAGUGGUGUGGUGAAGCUGUGUGACUUUGGGUUUGCCAGAGCCAUGAGCGUCUCCACCUUGGUGCUGACUUCUAUUAAGGGAACACCACUGUACAUGUCUCCUGAGCUGGUGGAGGAGAAACCAUAUGAUCACACUGCUGAUCUUUGGUCUCUGGGCUGCAUCCUCUAUGAGCUCCACACGGGGGCGCCGCCGUUCUACACUAACUCCAUCUUCCACCUGGUGCAGCUCAUUGUGAGGGACCCAGUCAAAUGGCCCGAGACUAUGAGCGACACCUGCAUGAGUUUCCUGAAAGGUUUGUUGACCAAAGACCCUCAGAAACGGUUGUCGUGGCCAGACCUCCUUCACCAUCCGUUUGUUGCCGAUGGCGUUCUAGUGCUGUCAGACACAAGCCUUUUCAGUCCACUGACAGUCACGCCCAGCCCAGACGUGCUGGCGCAGAAACUUAAGCAAGUGGCAGAAAAGUCUGUACCAACUUCUAGCGGGAGCAGAUUGCUGCGAAGGGCGAGGGAACAGAGGGAGAACGGUAACAAAAGGGAACCUUCAGGCACUGACAGUACCAAAAAGAAGGAUGGAGUGGGGAAUGAAAAGGUCACCUCUACGAUGGCGGCAGCAGCAUCCCCUAGAGUGAAAACCCCCAGCAGCAUCCCUAAGCCCCCCUCCAGUGAUGGCUUUGUUAUGUCAGGUCCAAUGAUCGCCAGGCAGAGCAUCAAAAAGACUCAAGCCAGCACAACACCGAAACCCAGGACUCAGAUCAGCAGAGACUACGAACAGGAAUUCCCCUCUGUAGAGGUGCGGAGAUGCAAUAAGGAUUAUGACAGCGAGGAGUUUUGGGAGAAUCUGGUCCAACAGUCAGAUCCAAGCAGACAGCAGAAAGAGCUGUUAAACUAUGGUGUCAUCAUACCUCAACUUAAAUCCAAGAUCCUGGCAUUUAAAGCUCAGCUAACAGAUGGCACUGUCAAAGGAAUGCAGCAGAUUCACCAACCACUGAAGGUCCUGCAUAAUCUCAUCCUGAUGUCUGACCUCGAGAAGUCGUACAACAUCGGCAGUGAACUUGGACUACCCCAUGUCCUCUUUGACCUGAUCCGCGACACUGUAGAAAACUCAGAUUUAAUGAAGCAACAGUGGAGCGUGCCUGCCCUUGGAGAAAUGAUUGCAGUGCUCAUAGUCUACUGGGAGAAGCACUGCGACUGGGUGGAAGAAGAACACAGACUGGAAGAGUUCACUAAGCCUUUCAACACAAUCCUUAGUCAACCAAAUCUCAGUUCUUGGGCACCUUUGGCUGCCUCGAUUUUGUCUCUCUUCACACAACAUGAUGUUGAUGUUGGAGUUGAUAUGGAGAGUCUUACCUCCUUACUGAAAAAUCUGGUUUUGGACUCAUACGAGCCCCAGAUUAAACUCCCCUCUGGUUGGGGACUGUGUGAUGGCCUCUUCACUUUACUCCUCUUCACACUUUCAGAACAUGAAAAUAGCACUGUAACUUCCAAUGAAAAUCCAGUGAUGUUUCUGGAUCUGUGGAGGAAGAUUGGUGCUUCACUAGCAAAUGAAACACCAGACUUGGACUUCUGUUCAGGGAAUGGGCUGCAUUCCUUUUUGUCUGCGGUGCUGUUUAUCUUUACCAAGGAUCCGUACUCAUGCAUUCCUCUGUUUUCUGAGAACGGAUCAAAAUGUGUAUACACUCUUGGCCUGCUGCUGGGCACUGACUGUCCUCAUUUGUUUGCCAAAGGCAAUCCUGGGAGACCUGAGGUGGAUCUGAGUCGCGACAGCUUAUCUGCAUUGAGCUGCCACUUAUUAUGUUUUCCGUUUGCUCUGGACCUGCCUUCACACAGCAUGUCCACAAUUCUCCAGCUGUAUGACAGCUGUGGUAUUGCUCCAAACCUCCUGCAGGUAAUUCAAACUCUUCCCCCUCCACUGCUAGAGCUGCCUCUCUCCCUGCUGAGCCGCUUGCUCCUGUGUGAUCCCCAGCGCUCUGUUGCCCACCUCAGAAAAGCUGCUUCUGGCUUUUUCUCAGCACCACAGGACAGCCAGCUCACAGCCGCCGGGCAUCAGGCUCCUCUAGCCAGAACUGCCAGAUCUCUGCUCUGUGAGUUACUGCAGCUGGAGGAGCUGUGGGACUCUGCCGUGGAGCUCCUGACUCUGCUGUCCCAAGUCGCCCGUUGUUCCCCUUCGCCUGCCUCCCUUCAGCUUAAUGUGGAAGCCUCAGUGCUGCAACAGGCUCUGACUCACUCUUACGACCAGAUCAGGGCAGCCACAUGCAGACUUUUGGGAAAUCUGCACCCAUUCAGGCCUCCUGUGCCAGACAUGCUGCCGCUUAACAUUUUCAAAGGCAUGAUAGGCUGUCUGCGAGAUUCCUUCAUGCCUGUCCGAAGAAUGGCUUGCAGGGCAGUCGGAAACUGGUUGGGCUAUAUAGCAGCAGAGUUUGAAGAGGGCAGUGGCAGUCCAGGUUGGGGAAAAGAGAAGGCGCCAGAUAAACUCAGGUGUUUAGAUCUGGAGGAAGCAUGUGAUUUGGAGGCAAUAGCAGAGCAGACAGUUGAUGAUGAGGAGGUGAGAAGGUGGACCGAGGAAGCCAGGAGGACGGCGACCUUGCUGGCCGCUCUGAUCACUGACCCCGACGCCAUCACACGCCGUCACUGCUGCGCAGCCCUGGGAAACCUGGUAAAAGUCGACGCCGCCGUACCCCUGUUGUUGGAGGAAGAUGUGCCCAGCUUACUUCUGAGAGCCGCAUGCUCCGACUCCCAUAAUGCAGUGAGACAAGCUGCCAUAGCAACUCUGAGCCUGUACACCCAGCAGGACGCAAUACGACAGAAACUCCUCCAGGCUUCACAUCAGGCUCCUCCACAGUGUGACCUCCAUCAGCUCAUUGGACAGCUGCAAAUCCUGACUUCAGACAUCUGCUUCCCAACAAGUUCAAUGGAGGGACUGAAACCUUGAAUGAGUCAAGUCUGAAAACUUCUCUCCCCUCCUUGACAAUCUUUGAUCUUCCCCUACACCCAGCCUCUCUUUAGAGUCUCGUCUCUCAUCCUCUCCCCCAAGUCUCCACUCCCCUCCCCUCUCCCCGCCGCUCGUCUCCUCCUGCUGUUCCACUGACCUGGGAGAAGUGUUUCUCUCUCAUCUUCACCUCCUCCUCCACCAGCCUCUGCCUGUGGGCCGUCUCGUCCUGAAGCCUCCUCUCGGCCUCCUCUCGCCUCCUCCGCUCCUCCUCCAACAUCUGCCGCCGAGCCUGCACCUCCCUCUCCUGGGAGCGUCGGGACAGGAGAAAGAGGAACAGAUGGAGGAGGAGAGAAGAAAAAAUAAUGGGGAAAAAGGGAGACGGGGAGAAUAUGUUAAUGGUAGGCAAAUAUUGCAAUACAAAGCAAAUGACUGUCAGAAGACGCACAUGAGAAUUCAAGUCCCAAUCCAGGGUUUUGUAAAAUAUAUCCCUUAAGUCUGUGUGUGGAAGAGGGGAGCUUUGCUGAUGUAAAAUGAUCCUUUGCAGCUUUCAGAUACUUACAUACUCCUGUGUUUUGUUUCAACACGAAGAAAUAAUACAAAGGUAAACAAAAUAAUUACAACUUCAUUUCACCACAUCUUGAGCUCACUGAUCACUUUGAUCGCUUACACAGUUUUUAUCCAUUGAACAGGAGAAACACAGGGUUUGAAAUAACUCAAAGUUAGAGAUUUGAAGACUCUCAGUGGAAGUGGAACAUUUGGGGAUUAUUCCAUCAUAUCCUGACUGACAUACAUGAUUUCACAUAAAAUGGAAAUGAAGAGUAACUAAAUUUGUUAUUAGCUAGUUUUUAUUAUAUGUGAAAAAGUUUUUGUGAUGGAAUGUGCAACAGUGGAAUUAUUUUGCAUUAAACAUCACUUUGAAUUUGA